AUGUCAGUUAUAAAUUCCUGUGUUAGUGACACUGGGAGUGGGGGUGUUAGUGACACUGGGAGUGGGGGUGUUAGUGGCACUGGGAGUGGGGGUGUUAGUGGCACUGGGAGUGGGGGUGUUAGUGACACUGGGAGUGGGGGUGUUAGUGAUACUGGGAGUGGGGGUUCGGGUGUUAGUGAUACUGGGAGCGGGGGUGUUAGUGACACUGGGAGUGGGGGUGUUAGUGGCACUGGGAGUGGGGGUGUUAGUGACACUGGGAGUGGGGGUGUUAGUGGCACUGGGAGCGGGGGUGUUAGUGACAAUGGGAGUGGGGGUGUUAGUGGCACUGGGAGUGGGGGUGUUAGUGACACUGGGAGUGGGGGUGUUAGUGGCACUGGGAGUGGGGGUGUUAGUGACACUGGGAGUGGGGGUGUUAGUGAUACUGGGAGUGGGGGUGUUAGUGACACUGGGAGUGGGGGUGUUAGUGAUACUGGGAGUGGGGGUGUUAGUGACACUGGGAGUGGGGGUGUUAGUGGCACUGGGAGUGGGGGUGUUAGUGACACUGGGAGUGGGGGUGUUAGUGAUACUGGGAGUGGGGGUGUUAGUGACACUGGGAGUGGGGGUGUUAGUGAUACUGGGAGUGGGGGUGUUAGUGACACUGGGAGUGGGGGUGUUAGUGAUACUGGGAGUGGGGGUGUUAGUGACACUGGGAGUGGGGGUGUUAGUGACACUGGGAGUCGGGUGCACCCGGACCUUUCCUUACUAUCGCCCAUGCAACUGGGUAAAGACAGAGCUCUUGUGUCAUCAGGGGCAGUGGAGUCAUGGUUCAACAAGCUCCAACAGACCAUAGAGGCAACUGACCCCACAAUAUUACCCAGCCCUGGGCGUAUAUUCAACGCUGAUGAGACGGGAUUCGCCUUCAACACUAAGACCCGUCAGAUUGUGGCAAGCAAAGGAACCAAAAAUGUGUAUAGCUUCACAUCCAACACCAAAUCACAAGUAUCCGUUCUCGCAUGCUGCAGUGCAGCGGGGCAGUACAUUCCACCAAUGUUAAUUUAUCCUUACAAGAGGAUCCCUCAGAAAAAUUUGCUAGAAAAAUUUCCUUAA
Messenger RNA from Biomphalaria glabrata, 1086 nucleotides. RefSeq lists its product as uncharacterized. NCBI's taxonomy places the organism in Eukaryota, Metazoa, Mollusca, Gastropoda, Planorbidae. Bases 1 to 1086 code for a protein of 361 amino acids. The record is from RefSeq and is a predicted model, not a curated record. The transcript is spliced from 3 exons.